AUGCCUCGUCCACGACGCACGGCGACGAAAAGAACCCGGCUAACGGAGCACGUUGACGACGCUAACGCGAGCGACUUGGAGCCUGAGACGCGCCCCAAGCCGACGAAACGCGCUCGACGCGGCAAGAAAUCGAGAGCCGGUCUGGAAAAACUCGUCGACAUGCCUCUCGACUUCAUUUACCUACUAGUGUGCAAGCUGCAUCCACUCGAUGUCCUCCAUAUGGCCAGGACAUGCAGGAACUUACGCGGAUUCUUCAUGAGCCGGAACUCCGAACGGUUUUGGCAGGCCGCUGCUAAGAAUGUUGAAGAUCUGCCGCAGCCACCCGAAGGGUUGAGUUGGCCUGCCUAUGUAGCUUUCAUGUUCUCCACAGUUUGCCAUAACUGCGGCAAGGGUGGUUGCGACGCCAUGUUCUGGGAUUGUCUGGUUCGCUACUGCAGCAGAUGCAGGGAUAAACUUUCAGUACUUCACACAACGAAGUAUGACGCAGCCCGCACGCUGGAGGUGGCAUUCCCUGGAGCGAACAUCCCGUUCCCCUUCGACCAAGUGCCGCUGCAUUUCCUUAUCCCAGUGAUGGAAACGGAGCGGAGAAAGUUUGAGGGUGAUGGCAUUAUGGACUGCUUUAAAGGUCACGAAGGCUGGGAUUAUUCUAAGCUCGAUCUAGACCGGAUGCGGGAUGCUCUGAACCAACUUCCGCCCGAACAAAUUUGCAGUUUUAUCGAGACCAAAGCUAAGAAGCUGUGUACUCUGCGAGAGCAAACGCCACCGCUCGUGCAAUGGAAGGAGGAUAAUAAAGCGGCUCGCGCGGAUGAACGGCAGAAUGCGCAAAAAAUGAGAUAUGAGAGUAUCCGGACCAAGCUCAUUGAGUUAGGCUGGGCCGACGAGCUGGAAAGUGUGGACGCUCUGAAACUCGCAUCACAUCCCUUGGUGAUGCAGCCAAAGCCGCUCACAGACAGAAUCUGGAAGAAUAUCAAGCCCCAGCUAGUCAAUUUCAUGGUUGGCCUGCAGCAGGAUCGACUCUGUCGGGAACGCAGGUCUGUGAUCUGGUCUAGACUGCAGACGAUGCGGAACGCCAUUACUGCCAUCAUGUUCCUCAACGAGGACGGACCGUCCCAUUAUCAGAUUGCUAUUGGUAUCCCUCGGAUCCAAAUCACGCUCAAAUUACCUUCAGCCACUGUCGUCACUACAGAGAGCUUCAGCUUCUUGGAGUCGGAGCUUCCCGCUUUCGAUGCCAAAUGGAAGAAUGACGCGCGUGGAUAUCUCUCUAGCCUCAUCAGGGCCAAGGUGAAGAUUGCCAAGUCUACGGAUCCACUCUCCUUGGCGAUAGCUAGCAUGUUCAAGUGCGCCCUCUGCGGCAACCGCUUGCAUUAUCAAACCUUGCUUUCGCACAAGUGCUACCGGUGUCCGAAACCUGUGUUCGCGGAACGUGAUUACUGCAAGGAGCUCAUUGCUGAAAGCCUGGUCGCCCGCCGCUGCGUGGUCCAUGGUUUCGAGGACGAGGUAGAGACGCUUCAGCGUGUUUACGCCUAA
Molecule: messenger RNA, 1527 nt
Organism: Phanerochaete carnosa HHB-10118-sp
Lineage: Eukaryota; Fungi; Basidiomycota; Agaricomycetes; Polyporales; Phanerochaetaceae
Exons: 9
Coding region: 1-1527 (508 amino acids)
Source: RefSeq, a predicted model, not a curated record